Messenger RNA from Beta vulgaris subsp. vulgaris (sugar beet), 2581 nucleotides. Its product is annotated as CDPK-related kinase 5. Gene Ontology annotation, molecular function: ATP binding; calcium-dependent protein serine/threonine kinase activity; calcium/calmodulin-dependent protein kinase activity. Gene Ontology annotation, cellular component: nucleus; cytoplasm. The record is from RefSeq and is a predicted model, not a curated record. Lineage: Eukaryota; Viridiplantae; Streptophyta; Magnoliopsida; Caryophyllales; Amaranthaceae. Gene Ontology annotation, biological process: intracellular signal transduction; peptidyl-serine phosphorylation; protein autophosphorylation.
UUUUUCCCUUUCUCUCCAAGUAUACAAAAACCUUACCUUUUUCUUCCCUUCUUUGUCCUCCCUAAUUUCUCGCCCAAAAAUUUCCCACUAACACUAGUAGUGACAACAAAUACUACUUCCAACUUUAAAGAAAAAAUAAAGAUAGAGAGAGAGAAAAGAAAACUAAACACUCAAUUUCCUCUUCUCUCUCUCACUUCUUUCAUCUCACCGGAAAAACUCUGCAAUGGCGUUCACACUGUAACAGAAAAAAAAAAAGAAAUUCAUAGAUUAAAGUCAACCAAAAAAAAUAUAUAAAAAAUGGGUAUGUGCACUUCCAAACCACCGACGGAAACCCAUCUUCCCGAUCCAAAAUUACCGGAAGAUUCAACAAAUGAACAUCCUCCGGCGAGAAAUUCCGGCGAUUCCGGCAAAAAAUCCCCAUUUUUCGGGAUCUAUAGUCCAAGUCCAGCUCACUAUUUAUUCUCAAAGAAAUCACCUUUAUGGUCUCCAGCUACAAAUGCAAGUUCAAAUUCAAAUUCAAACACUCCGAAACGUUUCUUUAAACGGCCGUUUCCUCCACCAUCUCCAGCGAAACAUAUAAAAGCUGUACUUGCAAGAAGACAAGGAACAGUUAAGCCUAACGUCGCGGGUUCGAUUCCUGAGGGAAGUGAAAGUAGUAGUGGUGGUGUAAAUGGUGUGGGUUUAGAUAAAAGAUUUGGAUUUUCUAAACAUUUUGGUGAUAAAUAUGAAGUUGGUGAAGAAGUUGGUCGAGGGCAUUUUGGGUAUACUAGGGUUGCUACUGCUAAGAAGGGUGAAUUGAAGGGUCAACAAGUUGCUGUCAAGAUCAUACCCAAAACCAAGAUGACCACGGCUAUUGCCAUUGAGGAUGUUAGAAGGGAAGUGAAAAUUUUGAAAGGUCUGGCAGGACAUGCCAAUCUCAUAAAGAUAUAUGAUGCAUAUGAAGACAGUGAUAAUGUUUACAUAGUGAUGGAGUUGUGUCGAGGAGGGGAAUUGCUAGAUAGAAUACUUUCAAGGGGUGGGAAAUACUCAGAAGAUGAUGCCAGGGCUGUGUUAUUACAGAUAUUAAAUGUUGUGUCAUUUUGCCACCUGCAAGGUGUGGUACAUCGAGAUCUAAAGCCAGAGAAUUUCCUAUUUGUAUCAAAGGAUGAAGAUUCUUCAUUGAAGGCCAUCGACUUUGGUUUGUCAGACUUUGUUAAACCAGAUGAAAAGUUAAACGAUAUUGUAGGGAGUGCGUAUUAUGUUGCGCCAGAAGUGCUGCACAGAUCUUACACAACAGAGGCCGAUGUUUGGAGCGUGGGUGUGAUUGCGUAUAUUCUACUGUGUGGAAGUAGACCAUUCUGGGCUCGUACCGAAUCAGGUAUUUUUAGAUCUGUCCUAAAAGCGGAUCCGAGUUUUACUGAACCACCAUGGCCUUCUUUAUCCAUGGAGGCAAAAGACUUUGUCAAGCGCAUGUUAAACAAAGAUCCAAGAAAAAGAAUUACUGCAGCUCAAGCUCUUUGCCAUCCCUGGCUCAGAAAUCAUGCAGAAGUAAAAGUUCCACUUGAUGUACUUGUCUUCAAACUUCUUAAGAUUUAUAUGCGUUCAUCUUCUCUUCGCAAAGCUGCUUUGAAGGCUUUGUCAAAAACAUUGACAGUCGAUGAACUUUUUUACUUAAAGGAGCAAUAUGCACUUCUGCAACCAAGUAAAAAUGGAACCAUAAGUUUGGAAAAUAUUAAAGAGGCUUUGAUGAAAAAUGCAACAGAUGCCAUGAAGGAGUCUCGCGCUCAUGAAAUUUUAACUUCUUUAACCGCACUUCAGUAUAGAAGAAUGGAUUUCGAGGAAUUCUGUGCAGCUGCCUUAAGUGUCUACCAACUCGAGGCUCUUGAAAGAUGGGAUCAGCAUGCUCGCUGUGCCUAUGAACUUUUUGAAAAGGAUGGUAACAGGCCCAUCAUGAUAGAAGAGCUGGCUUCAGAGCUUGGAUUGGGGCCCAACAUACCAGUUCAUGCUGUCCUUCAUGACUGGAUCCGGCAUACUGAUGGGAAGCUGAGCUUUCUUGGGUUUGUCAAAUUGCUUCAUGGGGUAUCCUCUAGGACUCUCAUUAAACCUCAUUAAAGGUGUACAACUAUAGGGUGCUCUUUGUUUCUAGUAUCAUUCGUGGUGCUUCGUGGUUUUUUGCGCAUGUUGGAAGUUUCAAGAAGUGCCAUCUUGAAUUAAGCCUGGCGCUCUCGGUCAUGAAAUUGAUUCCUGAUGCAGCCAGAAAAUGGUUUUUAUGGCUGAACAAGGAAAGCCGUGACUGGCGGGACAACAGAGAUCAGUUUAUUGGCUAGCUCACUACAAGGAUUAGGUUAAUUGUUUCUGACCACAAAAGGAAUGUAUACGUCAAUUGUUGUUCAAAGCCAGGCAAAUAUGUGAUUCAGUUUUAGCAAUAUAUUGUGUAGUUUUUGGCCUCUUGGGGGCUGAGGUUGAUGACCUAGAGGUUGGUCAAUCUGGAAUCUGCAUUGUUUCAUAGUGCUCUAAUUGUGAUUUGUGAAACUAAAGAAAGCUCUUAGGGUGUCAAAAAGUUAAAGAAAUAGGGUGCUAUCUUUUGAUGUUUUCUUUACCA